CGAAAAAGCAGAAGCCGCGGCGGAGGACCCUCGGGGCACGUUCGCCACCGACGCGCUGCUGCGCGGCGUGUCGCGCUCCUGGGGCGACAAUUGGUCGCUGGCCGCCGCGCCCGCGCCCGCGGCUGUGGAGGCGCCCGCGGCCGAGGCCGACGUCCCUGACACCACCGACGCCGACGCCGCCGACGCCAAGACCAGAAAGGGGGGAACGGCGGAAGCGGGUUCUUCGCCGGCAUCCCAGGGAACUGCUUCCCGGGAGAGGCGACCGUCCUCGUCGCCGCAGCGGCGGGCGGCCCCGCCGUGGCCUCCGACGUGGCCGUGGCGGACCUGCGCGUGGGGGAACUCGUGCUGGCGGAGAGCGGCGGCAGGGCGGCCUGGCGUUCGAGCCCGUGCUCGGGUUCCUGCACGUGGUGCGGGGGCAGCCGCGGGAGAGUUCCUCCGCGUUGUGCACGAGCUCGGUCAGUUCCGCGCGUCCCCGGGCCACAUCGUCUUCGUGGCGGCCGAGGGCGGGCGCCAGGACGAUGCCGUCCAGGAGCUCCGGGCCGGCGACGUGCUGCUCGCCGCGCCGCUCGGGCUCCCCCCCGGCGCCCCGCGGCCGAGCCGGGUGCUGUCCGUCGGCCGCGGCGUGAGCACGGCGGGCAUGUACGCGCCCCUGACUGCGUCGGGCACCAUCGUCGUCGAUCUGGAGAAGAAAAAGCUUGAGAUCCGCGAUGAUGUAUUGUUCCGAAGCGUCGGAUCUCAGGGAAGCGACAUACGCAUAAGCUUUCGGAGGUCCGCGCGGGUUUUUGGGGGGCGUUUUGCUCCCCCCCCGGCGGCGCCUGCGCCGCCCCUGGCGCGCUGGAGGCACGCGGGGGAGGGGGUCCAGCAGCGCCGAUCCCAAAAAGUCCGCGCGGACCUGGAAGCUACCCAUCGGUCGUUGCAAGCAGCUCUUUGUAGAUUUUUCCAGAUUCCGAUCUACUCGAAGCGCCUUCCUACUCCAACGAUCGAGUGGCUUCACCGCUCCCGUCCUCCUUGGGGGGCGGAUGGAGCCCGAUCCACUUUCGGCGCCCUCCUACCUCCUGCUUCUGCGUAUCUCUUCCGACCGACGGGUGCUGUCCCCGGACCUCUGGCGACCCGAUGUUCUCCACGUGCCGCUCCGGGGGUCCCGACCCCCUCCUCCCAGGGCCAGCCGCGCAGCCCGGAGACCCACUCUGGUGGAGGGCCUCGGGGCCCACCGCGGCCCCGCAGGGGCCGAGGUCGCAGCGCAGGCCGCCGCGGGCCCGACGAGGCCGGAGCGCCGGAGAUCCGGGCGCCCGAAGGCCUCCGGCCGUGCCGCCUCUUCUUCCCCUGCCCGUGGCGUCCUGGCCUCCAACUACGCGGUGCCCCUCCCGGGGCUGCGGCUGCCGCACUGGCUGGCGCACCUGGCGCUGCUGCCGGCGCGCGCCGCGCACGCGCUGCGCCGGCACGCGCGGCCGGC
Prorocentrum cordatum is the source of this 1453-nucleotide messenger RNA. The record is from the annotation of a GenBank genome assembly. Lineage: Eukaryota; Dinophyceae; Prorocentrales; Prorocentraceae.